AUGUCGAGUUGUUCAUCACGCCGCCACUCUCAGGUGCAUGCUUCUCUGUUAUCAGUAGUCAUUCUCUUUCCCGUAUCGACUGCAGUCGUGUUCCUUUCUAUGUCUACUUUGCCAAUUACCUUUGCUUGGCCCCGCACACUUUCCGACUUAGCACAGGUUGAACGCGACCUCAAUCUCUACUUUCGAUCGGGAUCUCUGCCAACAGCACAUAUUGUAGGGGUCCUUGCCGUUUCUGCGGUCUGGAAACACGCUUGGUCAGUGCCGGGGAGCGUGUUAUGGAAUGUCCUCGCGGGAGCACUUUUCCACCCCUUGCUUGCGACCUUACUAAUGACGGUCCUGACUUCAAUUGGAUCUGUACUCGCCACUUUGCUCGCCACUCCGUUAGCUCCCAUUUUGACCCGACUGUUUCCUCGGCCCGUAGAGCUGACUCGCGCGGCAUUGGAAGGAUCUUUUUCCUUGGCAUCCAAAUCGGUGCAUUCCGACGGUGAAAGCAAAUCUUCUAGUGUCACUACUGCUACCUCAGCCAGCUCUCCGGCAUGGGCGCGCCUCUCCGUACUCCGGCUUAUUGGCAUUGUCCCUUGGUCAGCACUCAAUAUUGCGUGCGGACUGACUGGAGUUUCCCUCUACGAUUGUUUCUUAGGCGCUUUCAUCGGGACGCUUCCGUGGACAGCCGUCACAUGCCAGAUCGGUGAUAUUUUGGAGACUGUCAGCAAUGCUAGUGAAAACGGAUUUGGAGAGGGGCUCUCCAAGUCUGCCACAGUAUCAAGUGUUCUAGCCCGGCCGUCAAUGGUUUUGGAGCUUAUUUUUCUCACCAUUCUCAGCCUCGCACCUAUCGUUUUUAGGGAUCACUUGCGCAAGUUUGUUCCGUCUUCGGAAGGCACGAGCACUGUCACUGUGGAGUCAGAGGAGUACGAAGAGAAAGAGAUGACGAUUCGUUCAAGCCAACGAGAGCAACUGGACGAAUGGGAUCCACGACAGACAGAAGGCAGUGAAGAGGACCCCGCAUAUGACGAAAUGGAGCGACGUGGGAGACGAUUGCGCCGUCAAAGAUGGACAUGGCAGCGAUUAUCAAUGAGCAUUCCGCGGUGGUCCACUCUCGGUUCUCCUCUGCGAUCGUCCUUCCCCAAGGUUGAGCGUGAUGACAAACAAUGA
Fomitiporia mediterranea MF3/22 is the source of this 1152-nucleotide messenger RNA. RefSeq lists its product as uncharacterized. Bases 1 to 1152 code for a protein of 383 amino acids. NCBI's taxonomy places the organism in Eukaryota, Fungi, Basidiomycota, Agaricomycetes, Hymenochaetales, Hymenochaetaceae. The transcript has 2 exons. The record is from RefSeq and is a predicted model, not a curated record.